GCCCGAAGCACGGGCUAUUGCGCUUUUUGCCUCGGAAGCGCGCCAGGUAGAUUCUGGAUGGUUGACGCCUCCUCCACCUAGACUUGGCGCAUCGUUCCUUCUGACCUCCUCGAUGCUAUUCUACCUUGGACUACUUUGCAUUGUAUUAGCGAUUACUACAGCCACUGCCCAUCAGCAUUUCCCUCAACUUUCCUUCGACGACAACAACCACCUCCGUAUCUGUAACGCACCGCUCUCUCCCUUCUCUGAAAUCAUGGCCGUGCGCAACCUCCUGAUCGCUGGCCGCACCCACAUCAUCGGCGACGCUGUGGCUCGCAACGUAGGUCCCAACUGGCAAUCUGUGGGCUUCAUCGGCUCGGUGGAGGAAGCGCUGACGAAGAUUCCUGAGAUCACUCGCUCAAAGGAAGUCUACGCCAUUGCCUUUGGCGGUGGAUACGACGAUGCCGCCUUUGGUCAGAUCUGGGAUGCAGCCAAGCGGGAAGACUGGCCCUCGAUGAGUUGGCUACGCCCUGAUCCGGCCAAGCUGAGCAAGACGCCCGGAUUCAACAACGACGAGGAGAGGAUGAAAUACGGUGCUGGAGUGGGAGAGAGGGUGGUGGACGUGCUGGCAGGACUGGAAAAGGAAGGGAAGCUGGGCAAGAUGGACGUGACGCUGUACUAAGGCACAGGGUCACCAAGAGGGUCGGCACAGUGUCAUAACCUUCGUUGAGUCCCGGACAUGGCUGUUCCACUGCUCCCUACAAUCCCAGACGUUUUGCUUUGUCCGGCCCUUUGCACGGCUCUUUGCAAUCUCGUCUGCUUCCAUUGUCCUGGAAGAAGAGGUGAUGGUGAGGGCGGAUGUCGUCUUCUUCCUGCCUCGGGCCCGGCGCUGCGUGGCUCUGUGCCUUGGCUUGCGCGUGACCCGGCCCUGCGAGAUUAUGCGCCCAGGCGGCAAAGUCGCCGAAG
Microstroma glucosiphilum is the source of this 945-nucleotide messenger RNA. RefSeq lists its product as hypothetical. The transcript has 2 exons. The coding region runs from base 113 to 661 and encodes 182 amino acids. NCBI's taxonomy places the organism in Eukaryota, Fungi, Basidiomycota, Exobasidiomycetes, Microstromatales, Microstromataceae. The record is from RefSeq and is a predicted model, not a curated record.